AGGGUUUUGGACUAUUGGGUCCUGAGUGGCGUUGAAAAGCUGCCGCUAUAUAUUAUUGGCCAGACCCCUUUCACCAGAGGCGUUACAAGGCGUGCUCGAAGUAUGCCAAGUAAACCUUAUCAGUGAGAAUGGUGUUCUAAAAGUAAAACUGACCUUAAUAAUGCGAGCGGAUCUUCUACUGAACCGGCAGUUUUAAGAGUUUACUGUGCAAGAUCAGUUGUGAUGGCUACUACUGAAAUGGAAUCUGGGUCUUCAGAAAGCAGGUCGGAGCAAGGAUCAUUGGACCCUGAUUCGAAAUACCCUCUUAAAGUUCUGUAUUGCGGAGUGUGCUCCCUACCUACAGAGUACUGCAAUUACAUGCCCGAGCCAGCCAAAUGUAGGCAGUGGCUUGAGAAGAACUUUCCGGAUGUGUUUGCCAAGAUGACUGUUGGUCCGGCAGGAAAUGCUCCCAAACAGGAAUCCGGAACUGGAGAAGCUCCCCCUACAGGUGAAGAGGAGGAGAAGAAAAAGCAAAAACGAGGUGGAAGAGGCCAAAUCAAACAGAAAAAGAAGACGGUGCCUCAGAAAGUCACAAUAGCAAAAAUCCCAAGAGCAAAGAAGAAAUAUGUCACACGAGUGUGUGGCCUGGCAACAUUUGACAUUGAUCUUAAAGAGGCUCAGCGAUUCUUUGCUCAGAAGUUCUCUUGUGGUGCCUCAGUUACAGCCGAGGAUGAAAUAAUCAUUCAGGGAGAUUUUACAGAUGACAUAAUUGACGUCAUUCAAGAAAAGUGGCCUGAGGUGGACGAUGACAGCAUUGAUGAUCUGGGUGAAGUUAAGAAGUAGAAGACCAAAUAUGCACUUUCACUGGGAUGGAUGUGACCUGUAACAUCAAUAACAACUUGGCCAAAUGUACACAUCAAGUCAUUUUAUACUUAUUUUAUUUACUGUACAUAAAAAGGUGCAGACUUGGCCACUCACUUGGCAGUUUUCUUUUUUUUUUUUAGUUAAUAGCUGCUUUCUCUUGUUUGCCAAAGGCGUGGUAUGAAUUAAGUCCUUCACAAAUGUUCUUCACUCAAGCAAACUGUAGGCUAAUAAAUUCCCGUCUCCUCUG
Messenger RNA from Girardinichthys multiradiatus, 1090 nucleotides. RefSeq names its product density-regulated protein (gene denr). Lineage: Eukaryota; Metazoa; Chordata; Actinopteri; Cyprinodontiformes; Goodeidae. The transcript is spliced from 8 exons. Gene Ontology annotation, biological process: translation reinitiation; formation of translation preinitiation complex. Bases 223 to 822 code for a protein of 199 amino acids. The record is from RefSeq and is a predicted model, not a curated record. Gene Ontology annotation, molecular function: translation initiation factor activity; mRNA binding.